Molecule: messenger RNA, 5186 nt
Organism: Owenia fusiformis
Lineage: Eukaryota; Metazoa; Annelida; Polychaeta; Sabellida; Oweniidae
Source: the annotation of a GenBank genome assembly
GUCGUCGUAUAGCGGGUGUAUAGCUCAUUCCAAAGGAUUUGCGUAAUCUGUUUAUAAUUCAAGCCUGUUUACCAUUAUUUCUGAACCAUUGACCUCUAUAUAUUGAUCUUGUAAGGUCUGAUAAGUGCGUAGGCUCGAUUUUCUGACCAGAGAAACUGGUGUGAUUAUUAUUACGGUGUUGGAGAAGGUGUUGAAGAAGUACAAUCUGAUAUUUCAGGUCAUCGGAACACGGAAGAAGAGCAUGUUACACUAAGUUUCAGAUUCUCUAUGAAAAGAGACGAUGCCACGAAGAGAACAAACAAGUAACAAUAGCGAUAAGUCAUAACGAUGAGGAGCUUUCAAUCACAUUGCAUUGAUAAGGAUGAUAACGGGGAUAAGUAUAGCAGUGUUUAAGAGCAACGUGUGAUGAUAUGAUAGCCGGACAAGGACUUCUGUGGCUGUGUUGUAUUGCUACUGUGUCAUCAGCGAGUGGAUUGUAUAAUCCUUCAAACACGGGAGCAGUAUGUGGAGGUCUAAUGAAGGCUCCACACGGAAAUAUCUCAACUCCAAACUUCCCAAAUAAUUUUCCAGUGCCUUUAAAAUGUACAUGGUUAAUAUACGCACCUCCCGGCAAGAAAAUUGCUUUAUAUUUUACGCAGUAUUACCUGAAGGAAUCAUUCCAAAUAUCGGAAUACACUUACUACCAGGAUGAAAAUCUCUUCAUGGGACGUAGCUAUAUUCGUAAUUUCCUUUUCGAGGACGAGAUUACUUUUAUCAUCGGUUCUAAGCCGUACAUGCUGAUCCAACUAGAUGUAGCCGACUUAACAAACUUGCACAUACGAGUGGAGGAUUUCCUAACAGAUGUCUAUGGGUUCAAUAUAACAUACGAGAUAGUACCCGAAAAUUCACAGCCAAGAUAUGACGCUUGCUCUGUAUACAGCUGCUCCUUUCUAGGAAAUUGUUUGGCGUCCGAGGGAUUUGAAAGUUAUAAAUGUCAUUGCUUCCCUGGGUUCUGGGGCCAAGAGUGCGAAUAUGGUCCACAUUGCGAUCCAAUUAAGGGCAACAACUCAUGUUAUAAUGGAGGCUCGUGCAGGUAUUUCUUUGGGUCUAGGGUAAACUUCUGUGAUUGCCCACCAGGGUUUGAAGGUAACCAAUGUGAGAAUAGAGUAAAGGGCUAUCUUCCACCAGAAUGCGUAUCACUAGCUUGUGACCAAUUAUGUCUACCCAGGGAUGUAGAGGUUGGUGGAUACACCUGCUCCUGCAAGUCGGGAUUUAAACUUGACGUAGACAAUAGAACAUGCGUUCAAAUAGACAACCUUCAGUCAAUGAUAAAGCUAUACGUCUUAAACACAACGAAGGUGACAGACCAGUGGUUUGGUUCAGUAAAACAAAAGCUAUGGCAGUUUUUCUAUCUUCAAAAUGGAAAUCAUAAAAUUACUCUCCAAAUAAAUGAUGGGACUGCGUAUUUAGAACUUUAUUUUCCUGGACAUAUCAAAGAUGAAAAUGACGUGAUACAAAUUCUGAAGGACCCAGACACACACGCAUCCUUGCUGGCGAUGGGACUUCAAUCUGAAAAUUUCUCGUUGCAUUAUGAGCCAGCAUUCUCAUUUGUUGGGCUCUCCAAUCAGGAUCCCAAUCCAGUGAUACAGGGAAAUAUACUUACACUCAUGUGCGAGUCAAGGGGCUCAAAAGACUUAACAUUUACUUGGUACAAGGAUGGAUCGAGAGUGGAUGUGCAUAGGGCAAGCAGAGACAUGUACAUUACCAGAAUGCCUAUGACAGAAGGAGGACUCCAUGCGUCUGUGCUCAGUAUUCACAGUGCAACACCAUAUGAAGAAGGAGACUUUACUUGCCAAGUGGAAGAUUGGUUGGACAGAGAAAAUAAAACUCUCCACGUGUAUGUCAUCACACCGCCAGAUGUCAGCAUUAAUCCUUCUCAUAAAAUUGUUCCAAUCGGAAGUAGAUUGAGUAUAACAUGCCUGUCACGUGAUGAUAAUUUUGGUAAAUUCAAAUACCAUUGGCUAAGGAAUAACAAGCCAGUAAAUAAAGAUAUGGUUGAAGAGUUGCUGCCCACUGGAUCUCGUCUUCAUAUCCAGUAUAUUCGCAUGUCUGUCGUCUACACUUGUGUUGUUAGAAAUGAGGCAGGUAUCUCUAGUGAGGAGAGUAGGAUUGAUGUUCUCAAUCACACAUCUCUAACAACAGAGUUAGGACAAAAUAUAUGCCAAUCUGAGGCCUAUAAAGACGUCAAGUGGGAUCCCUCAUAUAGCAAUUCAUCCAGUGUUAGAAGCUGUCCUGCUGGAUCAAAAGGGAAGGCAACGCGAGCCUGUGUUUGUGGGGGAACGGGAUGUUAUUGGGAAGAGCCUAUCUUUACAACAUGCAUAUCAAACAGAGUAAAUGACAUAUCAUGUUUGUUUGAAAAUUUAAAAAAUGGCUAUAUGGUGACUCGGGAAUACAGCAUCCUCCAGCAAAUGAACAUGUUCCUGUCUCGUCAGUUAUAUUGGGGCUACAAUAUAUACGCCGGUGAUUUGAUAAAACUGACGGAACUACUUCAAGAUGUCUACUCAUAUUCUGAUAAAUUCAUGGACGACCAUAUGAUGCAGCAGAUCUUCAAGGAGACCCUUGAAGUCACUAGUCAAAUUCUUACUAAAUCUAGAGUUUUGACAAAUUAUGAGAAAAAGGGAUCAUUCCAUCUCGGGGUGCAGGUAUUGGAGGUAGUAGAGGUCGUCAUGGCAUCUUUUAUAGAGAAACAACAAAAUAUUCUGAAUAAAAUGCCUUCCGAUCAGCUUUCCAUCAAAGUAGACAAUUUAGAAGUGAAUUUUACAAAAGUGGCAAGAACAGAUGUCAGAUACAAGCGACAUGAAGACGAGAUCUUGAAUGAGUCGCCCUUAAGUGUAAUAGGAGAUACUGAUGUUUACGAUGAGAUGUACUUUUCUGCAGUCGUGAAAUACAAAAACAUUUGGCAAAUUAUGGCAAAUGAGUCAAUAGGAGAGAACACAGUGAAUUCAAAAAUAUACUCACUAUAUAUCCCGUCAUCUCUGGGCGAAGAAUACUCACCAUCACUAGUUAGAUUGGAGCACUUAGACAAGUCUCAAGAAAAGAAGUUGCGUAUAAGAUGUGCUCAAUGGAAAUCGAGGUUAUUUCCAAAUGGAUAUUGGGACCUUGAUGGAUGUAAUGUUGUUGGCUGGUCCAUCAACUACACAACAUGUAGAUGUAACAAUUCUGGUCAUAUUUCUCUGUUGCUGGUUUCAACAUCAUCUGAUAACGUUGAAUUAGAAGUCAACCAUGUUACGCCAUUAAUAGUUACAGUGGGUUACAUCACAUCACUAGUCAGCUUCUGUAUAACCUUCUUUAUAUAUACGAUAUUUCGUAGGCACUACAAGCACAAUCGGCCAAUCUCAGUUAUCUUCAUGUGCAUCGUGAUGAUUAUACUCUCUUCUCUCCUUCUAGCUGGCAUGGAUAGAUAUAAUAUGAAGAUGGUGUGUAAGAGUGUAUAUAUUUUACUUUAUUGUUUCUACAUCAUGACAUUGAGCAUCCAGCUUACUACAUCCACUGAUCUCUACUUGAAUUUACUGGAUAAAAUUCAGUCAAAAUUCAAUAUUUUGUGGAAGGCUGGACUUAUUCUAGGUGUGCCAUUUAUAUUCAGUCUACCUGUUGUCAUAGCCUCAAUUUUAGACGACAUGCCUUAUAGUCAGAGACAUUUUUGCUGGGUGUCCGUUCAAUCAUGGCAGUUUUAUUUAUUCAGCAUUGCUAUGCUUUUAAUGCUUGUGAUAUGGCAGGUUUUCAAUAUACUUGUCUUAAAUAAUAUACACAAAUUGGAUUAUGUGAAAAAUAGGGAGAAGUUAGAAAUCAUAAGAUGGAUAUUGAAGAAGUCUCUAGUAACAGCAGUUUUCUUGUUUCUAUCGUGCGUGUGCAUCAUACUACGUGUCAAUGUGGAUCAUACUGGAAUUGACUACCUUACUGGUAUCUCCAACAUUGUAUUGGGUGUAUGGUAUUUUCUCUCGGAAUGCAUAAUGCGAAAGUGGGUGGGCAGUAUUGUGCAUCGGUUGAAAUGUUCCACCGAAUCAGCUAAAGAACCCAUUUCUCAAUGUUCAUCUUUACACGUUCAAUUCAAGAAGAAAAAGAAUGUUGAAAAGCAGUCACCGAAAGACGAGGGAUUCGUAGCAUUUGUACGUCCUCAUAAGUCCUCCAUGUCAUCUAAUGCCGAAGAUAUUGAUACUCGUGACUUGAAGAGGGUUAAAGAACGAAAGUCGAAACCUAGGGCCAGAUUAGAUUCUUCCAGAGCAUUAUUAGAGAGCACAGUAUGUUCAGAUGACCAGGACUACAGUCGUCGCCAGUCGGUGGCUUCUUAUAUAACAGGUGUGGCCGAGGAGGACAAAAUCUACAGCAGAGUCAAUUAUGUAUCAACGAAGCUUAAGUGCUCUCCAGGAAUAUCAUACAUAACCGACGAUACAAUUAAAGAAUUUUUGGACGAUGAGGAAAAAAGCUGAGAUGAGCUUUUAAGUAGUUCAAAGUAUUGAGCUUAGAAACUAAAAGAGAUAUUACUUCAGUUUGAGGUUUUAGGAAAUACCUGUUAUCAUCGUAACAAGUUUAAUUCUAGGAAAGAGUACGACGUUCAGCCAAUAAAUUCUGAAAUAAGUUCCAGAAUUGCAUUAUUGCAGUAAUUUUUAUUAAAUGCAUCUAUCUUUGUUGUGAACUUCGCCUUAUUUCAUUUUAUUAAAAGUGCUGGAUCUAGGGUAUAGAAUCUCAGGAUAAUUACACUUUGACUUAUCUUUAAGAGCAUUAUUUUAUAUUUAGAUAGAUUUAACGCCGCUUGUGAAGAGGGUAUCGGAAUGUCAAGAAUUUCCAUCGAGUGGAAAUCGUAAAUGAUGUCCAAACUGUCAACCUUAAUAAUUAGAGUCCGUUUACAGAGGAAAAGGUUUUGGAUACAUAAGCAGUUGACACAGUUCAGCUUAUUCAGAAAUGUAUCAAUGAAUGAAUUUCAUAUUAUCCAAAUUGUGCAACAUUACGCUUCACAAUUUAACGUUUAAGUCUAUGAUAGAUAUGCGUUGGCUUAUAAGGUCACAACAAAUUCGUCUUGUCUUAGAAAUCACAUAUAUGGAGAAAGAGUAAUUGUAUGAAUCGUAUUAGUGAAAACUCAGGGUAUUGGGCGUAUCUGUCCAAAGGUUCAAUAUUAGAAAUGUAUCUGAAUGCCAUUUUUACAGAAAGAU